GGAACACUGAUUGACUCUCAAACUAAAUCGACACAAUGUCCAACAAUUCUGCGAACGGGCGACUAGCAGCAUUACUCGCCCCUCCUAUCCCACCCACCAAACUCGGUAUCUAUCGCGUCCUCUCGCCACGAUCAGGCGCUCGCGUCUCUCCCUUAUGCCUCGGUGCUAUGAGCCUUGGGGAUAAGUGGAACGAGGUUAUGGGUUCAAUGGAUAAAGAGUCAAGUUUCAAGCUCUUGGACGCGUACUUCGAUCGGGGCGGUAACUUCAUCGACACGGCUAAUGGGUAUCAGGACGAGGCGUCGGAGAUGUUCAUUGGGGAGUGGGCGGAAAAACGAGGUAUCCGGGAUCAACUUUUCAUUGCCACGAAGUAUUCAAGUUGCUAUAAAAAGGGAGACCCGACGGUCGUUCAACAUGUCAAUUACGUCGGGAACAAUUUGAAAAGCAUGUAUCUGAGCGUCAACGACAGUCUCAAGAAACUCCGUACGGACUAUAUCGAUCUUUUCUACAUUCACUGGUGGGACUACGAUACAUCCAUCGAGGAGCUUAUGGACGGUUUGCAUAAUCUCGUGGUGCAGGGUAAAGUGCUCUAUCUCGGUAUAUCAGACACCCCGGCCUGGAUUGUCGCCUUAUGCAACCAAUACGCAAAAGAACAGGGGAAGACGCCGUUUGUCGUGUACCAAGGUGAAUGGAGCGUCAUGCAGAGAUCGUUUGAAAGGGAUAUUAUUCCGAUGGCUCGUCAUUUCGGCAUGGCCCUCGCACCAUGGGGUGUCCUUGCUCACGGGAGACUUCGAACUGAUGCCGAAGAGGAACGACGGAGAGACACUGGAGAGCAAGGUCGGAAGCUCAUGAUGGAGUGGGAAAGAACACCUGAACAAGUGAAGAUGGUUCAUGCUCUAGAGAAGCUGGCGAACGAGGUUGGUGCGAAGAGCAUAUCUGCAGUCGCCAUCGCGUAUGUGAUGCACAAGUCUACUCACGUCUUCCCAAUCAUCGGUGGGCGCAAAAUCGAACACCUCGAGCAAAACUUGGAGGCUCUCGACAUUAAUUUGAGCAACGAACAAAUCAAAUCUUUGGAGAGUCAGGCUCCGUUUGAUCCUGGUUUCCCUUUGAGCAUGAUUGGCGAUGGUGCUGAACCAAGCUUCCUGCUUAAGUCGGCAGCUUAUCUUCAGAGGGCACCACCUCCCAAACCGUUCCCUGCCCCCGAGUUGCCAAAAACAGGCAUGUAAGGACAAAAGCUUGACAAAAGCGGUUAAAUUUUGUUAG
Molecule: messenger RNA, 1260 nt
Organism: Marasmius oreades (fairy-ring Marasmius)
Lineage: Eukaryota; Fungi; Basidiomycota; Agaricomycetes; Agaricales; Marasmiaceae
Exons: 7
Coding region: 36-1223 (395 amino acids)
Source: RefSeq, a predicted model, not a curated record